AUGGACGACCGCGUCCUCUUGCCCACCGACAAGGUCACAGCAUUGCUGAAACAGGAUCAUUUCCCCGUCGCCGAUGACGAAGAAGACGACGAGUCCGAGAAUGGACAACUCCGAGAGAUGGUUCAGCAGCUUUCGAAUCCGGACAGCGACCUCGCCCGGCGCGUUGAGGAGAUUAGCAUAGGAUCGCCUGCGAUGCGAGAAUAUGACUAUCGCCGGCGGUUUGAUGAGGAUGACGACGACGACGAGGAUGAUGAUGAGGAUGCUGAUGACGACUAUGACCAUGACCAUGACGAGGAGGAUGAUGACAACAGUAACAACGACGAGAUUAUCGCGAUUCUGCCCAACGUGCUGGAUUCCGCAGCACUCGAGCGCAUUCUCAACAGCGUCAAGAGCCUUCGCACCUUGUCAUGGUGCGUCAACAUGCCCAUUCCCCCCAACAUCCUCUCUCUUCUCCGACAGCCACAACACCACAACGUGCAUCUGCGUGUCCUCAAACGCCAAAUGUCCGACGACGCCGUCACUCUGCCCGAACUCGAUUUCGACUUGUUCAAUUCGUUCCCGCUCGCGCAGACCCACAUCGACAGGAACAACUUUGGCAGCGUCGUCUACUCGUCCUACUACCGCGACAAGAGAUUCCUGCGGCUGCAUUUUCUCGUGCCAUACUACCCGGCCCACGAGGGCACGGGCAAGGAGGAAUGGAUGAGGCGGAAGAUGGCCGUGGCGACCACUGCGAUGGGAUCCCUGCGAAACCUCGCGUCCAUCUACGCGACCGACUAUCAGGGACAACUCCCCUCGCUCAUCCCGACCAUAGUCAACCUACACGCUCCGACGCUGCAGGUGCUCAAGCUGCACAGCCUCCCUGUUUUCACCUCCACCCGACCCAAGGGACUGUUGUAUCUGAACCCAGACCAAAUCCAGCUCAUGGUAAUGCAUUUGACAUCACUCACGCAUCUGGAAAUGGACAUUCCCGCGUUUGGCCCGACCCAGGGUGACAACGACGACCUUGCCGUUACGCCAUUUUCGUCUCCCACUCCCACAACCACGGCAUUGUCAACAUUGAUCCGGUCCAUACCCACAAUGCGGACGAUCAGACUCUGGAUCGAGGUUCCUACCGAGAAAUCUUGCUUCCAAGACAAAUAUACCUCCAUGGGGACGAACCCGCCGCCGCUGAAACAGGAUCAACUAUGCCAGGCGGUCGCAAACUUGUAUGGGCUGCUGAUGGAGCGUGCAGAAGGAGAAGGACAGACCAAGAAAUUGGACUAUCUAGAGGUCGCUUUCACCCGGUUGGACACGUGGGACCGACAAGGCGCUUACCCGAGAUUCUUGCCCGUCAAAUUAAUUCCCUCGGUCUCCAAAGCAGAUGAUGACCACCGACAAGGAGGUAAUGGUCCGAAUGAGGGACUGCAAGGAGGGUUCACCAUUGAGCUGGGCAAGUGGCAGAACGACUACGCAGAGGAAGACAUCCAAGACUUCAUCAGCCACACUGUUGGGUUCAUCCAUUAG
Fonsecaea pedrosoi CBS 271.37 is the source of this 1503-nucleotide messenger RNA. RefSeq lists its product as uncharacterized. The record is from RefSeq and is a predicted model, not a curated record. The transcript has 2 exons. Lineage: Eukaryota; Fungi; Ascomycota; Eurotiomycetes; Chaetothyriales; Herpotrichiellaceae. Bases 1 to 1503 code for a protein of 500 amino acids.